Molecule: messenger RNA, 2013 nt
Organism: Chiloscyllium plagiosum (whitespotted bambooshark)
Lineage: Eukaryota; Metazoa; Chordata; Chondrichthyes; Orectolobiformes; Hemiscylliidae
Product: glycogenin-1-like
Molecular function (GO): glycosyltransferase activity
Source: RefSeq, a predicted model, not a curated record
GUUGCAAUGUGAAGAGGUAACUCCCUCUGUGUGUGUGUAAGAGCAGAGCUGGAAGGUGCAUUUGUGAAGCUCCUGUUUUCUGAUCACCGCGGCUCCCGUAACCUGCUGCUCCUGCGAGAGAGGGAGACCAGUCCUGGGCGAGUUGACAGUAACAUUGACUGCUCCCAGCCCCCAAACCCAGUUUCUCGCUUUCUGGAUCUGGAUUAAGCAAAGUCAACGAUAUACAUAGUACAUUUCGCACUCAUAAAAAGCUUCACCGCAAGAACCUCUAUUAUGGUGUCGGUAGUAACAGACCAGGCAUUUGUGACUCUUGCUACCAAUGAUGAUUAUUGUCGGGGUGCUCUGGUACUCUGCCAAUCUCUGAGGCAUCACAAGACGACGAGACGAAUAGUUGCUCUACAUACACCACAGGUCUCCAGUAAUAUGAGGCGUGUCCUUGAGCGUCUAUUUGAUGAGAUCAUAGAAGUUAAUGUGCUGGACAGCGGUGACUCUGCCCACUUGGCCCUGUUGACAAGACCGGAACUUGGCAUAACAUUUACCAAAAUACACUGCUGGUGCCUCACUCAGUAUUCCAAGUGUGUGUUCAUGGAUGCAGAUACUUUGGUGUGUAGUAACAUCGAUGACCUCUUUGAAAGGGAGGAGCUCUCUGCUGCCCCAGAUCCUGGCUGGCCAGACUGCUUCAAUACUGGAGUGUUUGUAUACAGGCCUUCCCUCGAAACCUACAAUCAGUUACUCAAGUUUGCCACUGAGAAAGGUAGCUUUGACGGAGGAGAUCAAGGCUUGUUGAAUAGUUUCUUCAGUGACUGGUCUACAACAGAUAUCCACAAACAUCUACCGUUCAUCUACAACCUCAGUGCCAUUGCCAUAUACAGCUACCUCCCAGCCUUCAUGCACUUUGGUUCCAGCGUGAAAGUGUUUCAUUUCCUGGGCCCAACCAAGCCUUGGCAUCUCAAGUACGACGCUCAGACCAAGUGUGUUAUCCAGGAGAACCUGGCUCCCUCAGACUCGCAGUUUAUAGACUUUCUGAAUUUGUGGUGGGACAUCUACACCACCUGCAUUUUGCCGUUGCUGGUAGAACAUGAAGUUGCAGACAAAAAGACGAUCGAAUACCAGAUGCCUCAAGCAGGAGAUCUCCAAGUUAGCAUGAGACGUCAGGAAGAAGCUGUUGCACAUGAGAAACCCAUCAAGGCUUCCAAAAUUCUGGAGACGCAGGACCAUUUGCAAAGCGCUGAGCUAGUAACUUGGCAACGACAUGGAUAUUUCUAUAUACCUCCAUCUGCGCCAGUUGCACCACCUAUUCCAAAAGUAGUUAUUCAGCUGCCAGAUUUGGGUCCACCUGUUGAACUGCGUGAAGCCAAACAUGUAAGAUUUGUGAAUCUGCCAAAUGCCAAUGAACUGCAUACGUCUGCGAAGAUGAAGAGAAAUGUGCUGUUGCCUGACCCAUUGGCAGCUAAAAAAAAAAGAGAAAAGAUAACCGCUGGCCAUUCCAUGUUAACCAAACAUCACUAUUUUGCAUAUAUACCUAAUGACAAUGUAAAAGAACCGAAUGUGCCGUUACUUGCUGAACCCCUUACGACGUCUUUGGAGAUGGUACAUGAAACUGAAAUUAUACCUCCUGUCACACCUGAGCCAAGUAAACCACCCCCCCACCAGGAAGAUGUAGCAGCCUCUCUCGCAGACCUGUCCUUGGAGGGGGAGCCAACCCAGUCCGUGCAAACGGAGGAAAGACGGAGGUGGGAAGAAGGCAAUGUGGAUUAUCUGGGAAGGGAUGCUUUUGUAAACAUUCAGAGAAAGUUGGACCGAUUCCUGAAGUAGUGCGUUGGCUGUUGAUCAUGCGCUGUUGGGCUGAAACACUUUUGCUUUAUGUAUGAAAUAAGGAUGGCAGCUCAAUCCUGAAGCAAAGAAACAAAUUGACUGUCCAUUUAAAAUUGCAUUGUAUAUAGAUUUUGGGUUUUGGAUGAACGUGUAUUUUUUUUACAUUGUUUCGUGCUAUUAAAAAGCAUUUACUGAUUA